AGCAAAAAAUACCGACUCGUGAAGUUGUUUCAUCGUUGGCCGUAUGGUAUAUCGAUACGUCUGCAAUUUCUUCAUUUUACUUUGGCGCGGCGACGCGCUAUUUUCCCGGCAAAAGUGAACCUGGUGUGUUAAAAUAAGUAAAUAACAAUUGCGUGCUUGGAAAAAUGGUGGACUGCCUGUUGUGUGGCUCCUCGGUAGAGAAUGUCCGUGACUACGGCCCAUCCUUUCAUUACGACAAACAGAAUAAGGUGCACCGCAAUUGUCUGUAUUUGAGCUCCAAUCUGGUGCAACGCGGCGACGACAACAAUGGAAUCUCACGUUUCCUGAAGGAGGACAUUCUGGCCGAGGUGAAGCGUGCCAGCAAAUUGUCGUGCAUUUACUGUGCCAAAAACGGCGCCUCAAUUGGCUGCUGCCGAGCCGGGUGUCGCCGCAGCUUCCAUUACAGCUGCGGCCUAGAGAAUCUCGCGCGCAAUCAAUUUUGCGGCUCGUAUAAAUCCUACUGCCAUACACAUGUCGGUCGCACCAAAGUGCGACCAUCGGCCGACGAGAAGUGCGUCAUGUGCCUCGAGCUGGUGAUGCCUGAACAGGAGAAAUUUAGUCAGGUAUUGAUGCUGCAGGCUCCGUGCUGCCGCAAUGGAUGGUUUCACAAGAAGUGCGUUCAGAUGUACGCCUACAAUGCUGGCUACUUCUUCAAGUGUCCGCUGUGCAACAGCUCGACCAAGUUCAUGGAUGUCUGCCUCUGGGGCGUGUCGGUGCCCAAUAGCGAUGCUACGUGGGAGACCGAACCGAAUGCAUUCCGGGAUCAGCUUGUGCGCGACGUGACCUGCACGGUCUCCGAUUGCAUUGCCAUCGAUGGGCCCAAUUCGGACUCGCGCAGUAUUACUUUUUGCCAGCUGUGCGGAUCCAACCCGGUGCACUGCUACUGCAUCGCCGGCACUGAUAUGUACAUCUGCGAGACCUGCAGCAUUGUGGAGCCACCCAUGGAUGAUUCCGACGACGAAUUCGAGAUGUUUGCGAGACCGUCCACCAGCACCAGGCGGGACAGCCAGGCCCGCAAUCUGAAUCGUAGUCGCUACCAUGAUAAGCUGCGUGCUCCGAGCACUGACGACGAAUAUGACGAUGAAGAAGAUGACUGGGAGUCGAUUGCCGAUCAGGUAAAAGCACGCCGCUGCACGGUAGGAGCUGAGUCGGCCAACACCCCAUCUCCGUCGUUGGCUGUGCCAGCCGCUGCUCAACCGACUGAAGCCUCAGGCCGUAGCACCGUAGAAACCGAUGGUCGCAUGACAACUGGCUCCUCGGGCGUAUCGGCAGCAGCAGAAAGCGCCCCUAUAUCGCGCGGGCCAAGGAUGCUCAGAUCGUCAACACGGACUCGCUUGGGAUUUGCAUCGAGAGCACGAUCUAUUCGAAACGAGGACCUACCGCGCCUCAGCCCAUCGCCACAUGCAACUGUGGCGCCUCCUGCUGCUGCGCGUCAGCGGACCUUAUCGCGCCGACGAACCCUGGCAGCCGAACAUGAGGGUGGAGUGCAACAUAUUGGACAACGGCGCCUAACGCUGAAUGCUGCACGCAAGGAAGCUACACCGUUGAGCGAGGAAUUGCGUCGACGCCGCCAUAGCGCAACUCGUCCUCGCCAUAUUGCCGCACCGGAAAGUCGUGCGGAAAACACCUCAUGUAUCGCCAAUCGCACACGAAAGCGCACCACAACCGGUGCGCCAAAGAAGUAGUCCACGCAAGUGUGAAUCCAUAUGAUUUAAUUUAUUUUUUUUAGAUAAUACCUAUCAUGGCAAGGCCAUAAUAAUAAUUUUUUUUGUUAAUACUAUGCAGUAUUUAUCUUCAAAUCAAGAUCUCCUAAAAAAAAAAUGAAAUGAAGAAACUU
Molecule: messenger RNA, 1876 nt
Organism: Drosophila obscura
Lineage: Eukaryota; Metazoa; Arthropoda; Insecta; Diptera; Drosophilidae
Gene: Phf7
Exons: 3
Coding region: 165-1724 (519 amino acids)
Cellular component (GO): nucleus
Source: RefSeq, a predicted model, not a curated record